AUGGCCAGCAUUCUCAACCUCCACCACGUCCUCUUCCUCUUCCUCUUCCUCAGCCUCGUCACCGCACAACAACAGUCGGAAAACACGAACACCACGGCAACUCCUCCUCCGGCGGGUCCCACUCCGGCCGGCUCCGGCCACCAACAGUUCAAGCCCGGGAUCGCGGUGACAGUCGGGAUCUUCACGACCAUCUUCUCCGUCACGUUCCUCCUCCUCCUCUACGUGAAGCACUGCAAUAUGGACUCCUCCUCCUCCCCGGCGGCGCCGCCGCCCUCCUGCAAGAACUCCGGCGGCGCGGACCGUCUCACGAUCCAAUCCCUCCCAAUCUUCCGGUUCUCGUCCCUCAAAGGCCACAAGAAAGACGGGCUGGAGUGCGCCGUCUGCCUCAACCGGUUCGACCCAGACGAGUUCCUCCGCCUCCUCCCCAAAUGCAGCCACGCUUUCCACGUCGAGUGUGUCGACACGUGGCUCGAGGCCCACCCGACUUGCCCACUCUGCCGAUGCAGAGUGGGUCCCGAGGACACACUGUACAGCUGUCAUCAGCAGCUGUACAGCGCGAGACAAUCUUCCAGCAGUAGUACCGCGCAGUACAGCUUCCCGGUGGACCACCAGCAGCAGCUGUACAGCGCAAGACUGUCUAGUACCGCACAGUACAGCUGUCCAGUGGACCACCAGCAGUUGUAUAGCGCGAGACUGUCUUCUGGAAGGCAUGAUAGUAGUACCGCGCAGUACAACUGCCCGGUUGACUGCAGCGCGAGGCUGUCGUCAUCAGGGAGGAGGCACUCGGAUGGGUCACUGGAGAUCAUAGUGGAGGAUCGAUAUUCGGGGAGGCGGAGGAGCAGAAGGAGGGACACGGGAUUGUUGAUGACGUCACCGGGUGUGGUGCUUGGGGAGAAGCGUCGGGUGGAGCACAGGAUAAUAAUCUCUGGAGGUGGGGAGGAGGAGGAGGAAGGGAGGUGUAGGAGGUGGAGCGACGUGGAGGCGGGGGAGUUGUUGUAUUUGAGGUCGGAGAUGAUGAUGAUAAUUGGAGAGAGAAGCGUGUCGGAGAUAAUGGGGUUGAGAAGGUGUGAGGGGAGAGGCGGCCGGAGGAAGGAGGGGGAAGGGGUUGUGAAGAGGUGGUUGGCGUGGAUUUCGCACGCGCAACCUAGCACGGAAAUGGUAGGAUCUUCUUCGGCUGCAUCUGCAGAUUCUGCUUCUACUUCUGCUGCUACUGCUUCCUAG
Molecule: messenger RNA, 1221 nt
Organism: Striga asiatica
Lineage: Eukaryota; Viridiplantae; Streptophyta; Magnoliopsida; Lamiales; Orobanchaceae
Source: the annotation of a GenBank genome assembly